Molecule: messenger RNA, 372 nt
Organism: Diaporthe citri
Lineage: Eukaryota; Fungi; Ascomycota; Sordariomycetes; Diaporthales; Diaporthaceae
Exons: 3
Coding region: 1-372 (123 amino acids)
Source: RefSeq, a predicted model, not a curated record
AUGGCAACAACAGAAAAGGCGAAGCCGGCCGGCCCUUUCAAGCUGGUAACCGUUAAUUCUUCUCCAGACCGAGCAAAGAAGCUCUGUGGCAGGCUGGUUGAGGAGAUGAGAGCCACGCAUCACAUUGAUUACGUUGCCAACACGACCAGCAUAGACGGCGUGAGAGCCAUGGUAGAGGAACACAAACCAAAUCUCAUGUUUACCGCGUCGAUGUGGACUCCUGAGGAGGCAGCACAGGCUGUCUCCGUUGCACGAGAAAUAGUGCCAGACAUCAAAGUCAUGUCUCUGCCAAAGGGGCUUCAAGUUGAAAAGGGUCCUGAGGGUGUGAUAGAAUAUGGGAAGGCCCAUCUACCUGCGAUUCUUGACUCGUAA